Messenger RNA from Peronospora farinosa, 534 nucleotides. The record is from the annotation of a GenBank genome assembly. NCBI's taxonomy places the organism in Eukaryota, Oomycota, Peronosporomycetes, Peronosporales, Peronosporaceae.
AUGGAGAUUGUCUCUGAGGUUCAAAACUACACUGCUAACGUCACAGAGAAUCUGUUACAUCGUUUUCCACACCUUGAAGGUGUUCGAGAGACGUUACGAUACGAGAGCUCUCGUCUGUGCUGUUGGCUGCAACAAAAGCUUGGGAACAAUGAGACUCCAGUGCACAAUCAAGAGCUACUACCUCUUUCUCAGCUGGUUGAGGUUCAGUUGAAACUACAGCUCAUGACCUUCCUGACUGAGAAUUUCGUCGACAUUAAAACGCAGCUGCAGCUCAUGCAUGCCACACUGGAUGAUCUGCAGCAGAAAGGAGAACGGGUCGACAAGAACUUUAAGCGACUUUACGAGCUACUCAAAGACAUUUCGACAUGUCAAUGUGAGCCACAAGAUCGUUGCACGUGCUCAACGAUUACAACUACAAUGCCGUCGUUAAGUCGCACGAGCAAGAGUAAGAACAAGAGCAAGAGUAGACGGUCAGGAGUUCGACCUCGCGAGACAUUGAUGCUGCAGGUGGAUCGACUCGACGUUCCAAUGUGA